AAAAAUAAUAAUAAUUUUAGUAUUAAAGCUCGGUCGAUCAAUCUUGCAAGCAAUCUCUCUGUUUACAUACAGAAACAACCGAUAUCUUCCAUCAAAUUGACGUUUGCAAUUCGAUUCUUCGAGAAAAAUGGGAGGUGAAGUAGCAGAUAAUUCAAGUGUUUCUGCUCGUGGGAGAUUAGCUGUUCUAUCAGCUCAUCUUUCUGCUUGUCUUGAAUCCAGUGCUUUUACUCCUGUUCUCGAGUCAUCGUGCACCUCCGCUCAGGUGUUUGUGUCUCCACCGCCUAAUUUGAAGGGUUCGUUGGUGAUCGCCGAUGAACGAACCGGCAAGAAGUACAAAGUUCAAGUUUCGGAGGAAGGGACAGUGAGAGCUACCGACUUGAAGAAGAUAACAACAGGAAACAAUGAUAAAGGUCUGAAGCUUUACGAUCCUGGUUACCUAAACACAGCUCCUGUUAGGUCAUCAAUCUGCUACAUUGAUGGUGAUGAAGGGAUCUUAAGAUACAGAGGCUACCCAAUUGAAGAACUGGCCGAAAGUAGUUCUUUUCUAGAUGUAGCCUACCUUCUAAUGUAUGGGAACUUACCUUCUCAAAGCCAAUUAGCAGACUGGGAGUUCACAGUAGCACAGCAUUCAGCUGUUCCUCAAGGAAUCUUGGAUAUUAUACAUGCCAUGCCUCAUGAUGCUCAUCCAAUGGGUGUUCUUGUCAGUGCAAUGAGUGCCCUUUCUGUAUUCCACCCUGAUGCCAACCCUGCUCUCAGAGGGCAAGAUCUGUACAAGUCUAAACCAGUGAGAGAUAAGCAAAUAGUGCGCAUACUUGGGAAGGCACCAACUAUUGCAGCAGCAGCUUAUCUGAGAAUGGCAGGGAGGCCUCCUGUUCUUCCUUCCAGCAAUCUUUCUUACUCUGAAAACUUCUUAUACAUGCUAGAUUCAUUAGGUGAUAAGGCGUAUAAACCAAACCCUAGACUUGCUCGGGUGCUUGAUAUUCUUUUUAUAUUACAUGCUGAGCAUGAGAUGAAUUGUUCAACAGCAGCUGCAAGACACCUGGCAUCAAGUGGUGUUGAUGUAUACACGGCUCUUGCUGGGGCUGUUGGAGCACUAUAUGGUCCUCUCCAUGGUGGAGCAAAUGAGGCUGUGUUAAAGAUGUUGAAUGAGAUUGGAACUGUUGACAAUAUCCCAGAGUUCAUUGAAGGUGUGAAAAACAGGAAAAGAAAAAUGUCAGGUUUUGGACACCGUGUGUACAAAAACUAUGAUCCCAGAGCCAAAGUUAUUAAAAAAUUGGCAGAAGAGGUUUUCUCCAUUGUAGGAAGAGAUCCCCUUAUUGAGGUAGCUAUUGCUUUGGAGCAAGCAGCAUUAUCAGAUGAGUACUUUGUGAAAAGAAAGUUGUACCCGAAUGUUGAUUUCUAUUCUGGGCUGAUUUAUAGGGCAAUGGGUUUCCCAACGGAGUUCUUUCCUGUUUUAUUUGCAAUCCCUCGAAUGGCUGGCUAUUUGUCACACUGGCGAGAGUCCCUUGAUGAUCCCGACACAAAGAUCAUGAGGCCCGCACAGGUGUACACGGGGGUAUGGAUGCGGCAUUACAUUCCUGCCCAAGAAAGGAUGUCAUCAACUGGGGCAGUAGUAGACAAGCUCGGGCAGCUUUCGGUCUCUAAUGCCACAAGGCGGAGGUUAUCUGGGUCUGGGAUUUGAGGCAACUUAAAGAGAGAGGGAGCAUAAGGGUUCAAAUUCAUCAUCUAUAUCUGAUUAUUGUUGUAUGAUGAUUGUAAUAAUAUGCAAUGGUCAAGUUUAUACUCAUGGUUCGAUUUAUUAUGUCAUGAUAUGAUGAUAUGGAUUCUAGUAAUAUUCG
Messenger RNA from Lactuca virosa, 1838 nucleotides. The record is from the annotation of a GenBank genome assembly. NCBI's taxonomy places the organism in Eukaryota, Viridiplantae, Streptophyta, Magnoliopsida, Asterales, Asteraceae.